Molecule: messenger RNA, 10866 nt
Organism: Contarinia nasturtii (swede midge)
Lineage: Eukaryota; Metazoa; Arthropoda; Insecta; Diptera; Cecidomyiidae
Gene: robo1
Product: roundabout homolog 2
Exons: 23
Coding region: 2432-6871 (1479 amino acids)
Biological process (GO): axon guidance; cell-cell adhesion
Cellular component (GO): axon; plasma membrane
Molecular function (GO): protein binding
Source: RefSeq, a predicted model, not a curated record
AAAACGAUUCUUCACGCAUCGUUAUUUUAAACUAUAGAAACAGUUAAGUGAUCGAAGAAAUAGAGGUUUUGUUUUGAUUCAGCAUUUAUUCGAAUUCGGUGUAUUUUAUCGUGAACAUUCAGUGUUAAAAAUUUGCUAAAGAAAAAAAACGUCAUAGAAUUUAAUUGGAAUUUUCAAAAUUUACGGUGUGUGUGAGACAAAAAAAGAAAGAAAUAAGCAACAAAUCUGUAAUCAACGCAAUAGAAAUAAAAUCAUUGGCAGCCAAAAUACGAAGAAAAUUAAUUCGAAAAAAGUGUGAUCUAUUAUAGUGUGUUUUCACAGCAACAACAUCCAUUUCUUUGGUGAUUUUGUGGAAUAUUUUCAAAAGACUGUUGACACAAACGCACAUUGGCACGGCCGCUAUAACAAUAACAACAGAAACAACAUAUCGAAGAGAUUGACGCCAAAUAACAACAGCGGGGAAAAAUACACGCAUACACACACCAUAAAUAAGCGAACACCCAACAUUCGAAAGAUCGAAUCAAAGCCAUACGUGUGUGUAUAUCGACACAUAAAUUCACCGCGAGGGUUUUCAUUUCAACAGCAUAUAGAUUUCUUUUUGAAUUCACGUCACUCCUGCUGGAUCGUGUUGAGAGAAAAAAACACGCGCAUAAUUUUCGCAAGCAAGAGUAUCGUUUGACCUUCGCAGUGUGAAAAAAAAGAACUCCAGUUUAUAUAAACGUUUGAAACAAAAAAAAACCAGCACAUACUUUUAUAUAUAAGAAUCCGUUUCAUUUCCAUUGUAUGGACAAUUUGUUAACGAAUUCACCGAAGAAAUAAAUUAACACACACGGUGAACAAAAAAGAAAAAAAAAGUACGAGAGAAUCAUUCUUAUCGCAUUGGUUCGUUAAAAAAAAAUUCUGUGUUUUGAUUCAACGACAAGCGCCGACAAAGUUACUUCGAUGGUACCAAAUCCCGUGAAAUUCAAGACGAGCCUCGUUUGAAAUAAUAUAUAUCUGCAGAUCUCGUUUAGUUUGGCGAAAUUGGGAACGGAAAAUGCAGCGUUGAUGGUGUCAGCGUGAUAAAAUCUAUCCACACACACACAAAAAAAUCCUUUGCUCAGCAUUCGAAAUUUAAGCAAUUAUACGCACACAAAUUCACUGCUGUCACAUACAUACACAAAUUUGUGGUCGCAAUGUGAAGCGAUCCCAGUGAAUUGCUCUAAAUCAAGUCCUUGUUUUUUUUUUCUCUGGAGUCACGGCCACAAUACGGCGUCCAAUAACUGAUAUCAAGUAUAAAGGAGAUUUUAGUGAAAGAGACGCGAAAAAGGUACGGCUACGUGUAGAAGAAGCCAAAGAAAAUCAGCUUCAAUGUGUGAUCAAAUAAAUAACACCGCCACAGAAACGAUUUAGCGCCACAUUUAUCGUCGUUGAUACCAAACUAAAUCACGGUUCAGUGGCAUUUUCUUUGCUAUUCUGAUUUCAUCCUGAUCCGUUCUUUCCUUAAUUUCGUAUUCAUCACGCACCGAAGCAUUCGAUAUCGCACUUCAGGUGGUUUUUGGUUCGCACUCGACGGUAUCCUAACCAUUCUAUUUUGCAUUUGGUUUUUUCAACAUCGCAUACUCUCGUCAAUGGUAACCAUCGUCAGACAAAAAAAAGAGAGUGAGAUAGUGCCAAGAGGACGAUAGAAAAAGCAACAUCAACUUCAAAAAGUGUAUGAACAACGGUGCAAAGAAAAAAUUCAACUGAAUCGACACACUUCAACCCGACAAGUUUAUUUAUAAUUGCGAAAAAGAAAAAAUCAUAAAUUAAGAGUGGAACAAACAUUGAAACAGAAACGAAACUAAAAAAAGAAUUGUGCACGAAACGUUAAAAUAUUCUCUGAAAUGAAUUCUCAAAUUGUUUUCAAGCAAAAUGGGUGUCAAGUGCGAUGUGUGUAUUGCAUAAGAAUUGUUAGUUGCAUGCAAAAUAUCGAAAUAAAAUUUUAAUUGCACUGACUUGAAAAUUGUUUUCACUUUUGCAAAACAAAAAAGAAACAUAUGUACACAAAUAUAAAUCGAAAUACAUAAAAUUAUCGACGAACGAGUGAUCGAUUUAAAAGAAGACGAAAGGAAAAAAAAAACAGAAAACGAACACAAUAAAUUGGCAUUAAGCAUCCAUCAAAUUAAAAUCCAACCGUCGAUUUAUUAGGUUGUGAAAACUUAAAGAACUCAGAAAAAGAACAGAAACGAAGAAAAAAAUCUAAAAUUUCGAAAAGAAACAUGAAAAUUAUGUCUUUUCACGUCGAUAACGAGAUUAAUGUUAAGCAUAAAACUUAAGACAUUUACGUUAAAAUAAUAAAAUUAAAAUAAAAAAAACAAGAACAAUUGCAGUACGACGAAUACGAAUAAGCAGACGAAUACAGACUUGUGUGAAUAGAAGGCAAACAUUGAGACACGUCGAAAGGAAGUGUAUGCGAAAUAUAAAUGCAAUAAUGAUGGAUUGCACAUCGAUAUUCAGAAUGUUACAGCCUUCGACAGUCAUCGACAGCGGUGGCGGCGGCAACGGCAGCGGCACCAACAUCGAUGGCGUUGUUAGUGUACAAUUGCACAAACGUGUUAAGAAUAUCCGUUUGACACAUGGCCAAUUGAAGCGGCAGUCACACUGUAAAACGAGAUUAGUUUUACUAUUAUUGGGAUUAUGGAUGAAUUUAAUUGCUGUUACAAAUGCACAAUAUCGUACGCCUCGUAUAACGGAACAUCCAAGCGACAUAGUUGUACCGAAAAAUGAACCGGUCACAUUAAACUGCAAAGCCGAAGGAAAACCAGACCCGGUUAUUGAGUGGUAUAAAGACGGUGAACCGGUCAAAACUAGUGACAAUGACAAUAAAUCACAUCGAGUUCUCUUGCCAUCCGGAUCGUUAUUCUUUUUACGCACGGUGCACGGGAAAAAGGAACAAGACGGUGGUGUCUAUUGGUGUGUUGCCAAGAAUUUGGCUGGAAAAGUAUUCAGCCGGAAUGCAACACUUCAAAUAGCUGUUUUACGAGAUGAUUUCCGAAUUGAGCCAAAAGAUACGCGAGUUGCGGCUGGAGAAACGGCAUUGCUCGAGUGUUCGCCUCCAAAAGCGAUACCAGAAAUUACAUUGCAAUGGAAAAAGGAUGGAAUUGUAUUGGAUUUUGAUGAGAGCCGCAGUGGAAAUGCCAUUCAUCACAUGAGCAACAAUCCCGUUGCACGUAUGCGAAUUGUCGACGGUGGAAAUUUACUCAUCAACGAUGUACGACCACUCGAUGAAGGACGAUAUCAAUGCAUCGCCCAAAACAUGGUCGGCACACGUGAAAGUACAUCGGCUAAAUUAACCGUUCAAGUUAAACCAUUUUUCAAUAAAGAACCAUCCGACCUAACGGUAUUGGCUGGACAAACGGUACAAUUUUAUUGUUCGGUUGGUGGUGAUCCACAGCCGCAAAUAUUAUGGCGAAAAGAUGACGGAAGCAUGCCGGUUGGAAGAGCCGUUAUUAAAGACGAUGACAAAAGUUUGGUAAUCAAAAAUGUGAUUCCGGCCGAUGAGGGAAUUUAUAUUUGCGAUGCACACAAUGGAGUUGGACAAAUCAGUGCAAAAGCACAACUUGUAGUUAACUCGCAACCAAGUUUUAGUGUAAAACCACAGGAUCAAAAGAUUGGAUUAAAUGGCAUCGCAUCGAUGGACUGUAGAGCAGUCGGAAAUCCACCGCCGAGUGUAUUUUGGGCACGUGAAGGAUCACAAAUGUUAAUGUUCCCGGACAAUGCGUACGGUCAUAUGAGCGUUAAUAGUCAAGGCACAUUACACAUACGUGGCGUACAAAAAGAGGAUGCUGGAUAUUUUGUGUGUUCGGCACUGAGUGUUGCUGGUUCGGCAACGAUUCGAGCAUUUUUACAAGUGACAUCAGUCGACGAUAUUCCACCGCCAAUCAUUCAAAUUGGACCAGCAAAUCAAACAUUGCCAGCGUCAAGUGUUGCAAUGCUACCUUGUCGAGCUAUUGGUAAUCCAAUACCGCGCAUCCGAUGGUACAAAGAUGGCAUUCCAUUGCAAACGAAUCAACGUCAGAUCAUUGUGCAGAGUGGAUCGCUAAAAAUCGACAAUUUACAAACAUCUGACACUGGCCAUUAUACCUGCACAGCGUCUUCCGAAAGUGGUGAAACGUCUUGGUCAGCUUCACUAACGGUGGAAAAAAGUGGUAGUGUGAACCUACAUCGUACACCAGAUCCGAGUACGUUUCCGUCGAUCCCGGGAACUCCACGCGUUGUGAAUGUUACAGAGAACAGUGUUACUCUCACCUGGUCGAAGAGUCAAGAUCGUGCCGGCGCUAGUCCACUCAUUGGAUACACGGUCGAGUACUUUAGUUCGGAUUUACAGACUGGUUGGGUGGUUGCUGCUCAUCGUUUUCCCGGUCAUACAAUUACCAUUGGUGAACUCAAGCCAGCCACAUCGUACAUAUUUUUGGUUCGAGCGGAAAAUUCGCAUGGAUUAUCGAUUCCGUCAACCGUAUCGUCUGUGGUAAAAACUUUGGGAGCAGAAAACGGCGUCAUACCACAAUCAGAACUAUCAGCUGCCCGUAACGUCCUCAGUGGCAAGGUUGUUGAACUAAAUGAUGCAUUGGCAAUUAAUUCAACAUCGGUACGACUCGAUUGGCAUUUGCAUAUCAACGGAAAUGAAGAAUACAUUGAGGGUUUGUAUAUUCGAUUCCGUGACUUAAGUGGUGGCUCUCAAAAAUACAAUAUAAUGACGGUAAUGAGUCCAACGACUCAAAACUAUAUUGUUGGCAAUUUGAAAAAGUUCACCAAAUACGAAUUCUUCGUGGCACCAUUUUACCGAACGGUUGAAGGUCAACCUAGCAAUUCAAAGAUUGUACAAACAUUUGAAGAUGUACCAUCGGCUCCACCAGAUAAUGUUCAAACCGGAAUGCUUAAUUUAACUGCUGGAUGGGUACGAUGGUCACCGCCUCCACCGCAGCAUCACAAUGGGCAUCUUCUUGGAUACAAGAUUCAGGUGAAAGCUGGCAAUUCGAGUAAAGUUCUUGCACAAAUGACACUAAAUGCAACCACAAUGUCGGUUAUGUUAAAUAAUUUAACCACCGGAGCUACAUAUAAUGUACGUGUUGUGGCUUAUACACGUAUUGGAGCUGGACCAUAUUCACAACCGGUUUCAUUGACUAUGGACCCAAGUCAUUUGGUAACACCACCACGAGCACAUCCAAGCGGUUCAGCCAACAGUCUCGAUGACCACCACCAACAACGAAAACAACCACCGAGCCUAAUUCAUGAACCAUGGUUUAUCGUAUUGAUUUCAAUAGUUGUAUUGCUAUUUUCAUUCAUUGCGACCGUUGCAAUGAUAUUCUUCAGGCGUCGUCAUCAAAUUACAAAAGAAAUCGGACACAUGAAUGUUCCCGUUGUAAAUGCAAACGAUAUAACUGCAUUGAAUAUAAAUGGAAAGGAAAGUUUAUGGAUCGAUCGUGGUUGGCGUGCCGGCGAUACAGAUAAAGAUUCUGGUUUAAGUGAAGCCAAAUUAUUGGGUAACUCAAGUACAUUGUCGCAAGGAAACUAUACGGAUGGCGGAACUGAUUAUGCCGAAGUUGAUACACGAAAUCUAAGCACGUUUUAUAAUUGUCGCAAGUCUCCUGAUAAUCCGACACCGUAUGCAACAACAAUGCUACUCAAUGGUAAUGGAUCUUCAGGUGAGAGCUGCACAAAACGUUCCGACGGUCAUUCAUCUGGUACAUCAAGCCCCCAUUCGGACCCAAAUCAAUCAUUUAACACACAAUCAAAAGCAAAUCUUGGAUAUCCAUCAUUCCCACCGCCUGCCAAUUGGACCGAAUUCUUACCACCACCGCCAGAGCAUCCACCACCUUUGCCGUUAGCUAAUUGCGCUCAACCGAUGGGAAUGUGCUAUGUACCAACCAGUCCUGGAUCAAUGCGAAGAGCGGCAGCUCAAUGGGCCGGCUCUGGAUUGGCAAAUCAUCAAAAUUUAAUGGCACAGAACAAUGGUCCGUGUGGUCCGACUUCCGUUCCGGUUGGUUAUUCCCCAUGGGGUCCAUCACAGCAUCAGUACGUGGAAAAUUUCUAUAACAAUCCCAUUCAGUAUCCAAAUGGAUCGUCAAAUAAUGUACAUCGUUUCCCACCAAAUCAUCAGCCACCGUUACCAAAUGCAAAUAGUACAGCAUGCUAUCCACAACAUCAACAAACGACAAAAAGUUGCCAUUCUCACUAUCCAUCAAAUCACGCACACUCGGUCGAAUAUCAGCCAUAUCAUCCGAACAAUGGAAUUAAUCGGAAAUGCGGCAAUGCACGAAUGUGCAGUAGUUACGAUGCAUUGACAUCACCACAACAGCCACUGCUUCCGAAUUCGACAAAUUGGCCCAAUAGUCAAUCGAAAACGAAUGGUGGUAGUGUUGGUGGUGGUGGUGGUGUCAACGGUGGCAGCGGUACGCACAAAUGUAACAAACAAAAUUCCCAACAACAAUUAUACCAAUGUUCAUCCGAAUGUUCGGAUCAUUCAUUGAAAUCACAUUCACAGCAUUCGCAUAGCAGUCAAGAGCGUAGCAAAAAUAGCAAUUGCAAAGAAUCAUGCCAUCAGCGAUCAUCGUCACAGGCGAACAAACAUCAUACGUACAAUGGAAAAACAAUCAACCACUGUACAACGAACGGAAACGACAUUUUAAAUGGCAACGACAAUAUUUACGAGAAUGAUGACGAGACAACGGAACACGAUCGCAUGAUUACCAGCACAAGCGAUUGCUGUAGUUCGGCUGGUGAAGUUGAUGGCGAUUCAUCGUGUUGCUCAUGCAGUUUAUAUGCAGAAGCUGGUGAACCAACCAAUACCACUACCACCACACAAUCAACGUCGAACAAUCAACUGGCAAAAGUUGCGGCUCAAAAUUAAGAAGAAGACGACGAUGAAAAAAUAAAAUAAAUAUAUAUUCAAUUUUCAAUAUAAAAUUCACCAAUAGACUAUGUGCAUACGCAUAUAUGAAAGUGAGAAUAUAUAUAUAGAUAUAUAUAUAUGAUAAAACUUGUUUUGUGAUAUACUCUGAGAAUCAACACUUCGAAUUUGUUGUGUGCGUGAAGAAGAUAGAUGGACGAUCGGGUUAGUUUCUGCUAGAUGAUAUUUCUCUGGGUGGCAAUUUAAUUGGAAUGUGUAAAUGGUGCAGUAAUGCGCGGUCGGAUGUUAUGCAACAACCGCCAUCACCACUAGCAACGGCAACGCCGGCAUCGAUUGCAACAACAAUUCUUUGUUUUAGUUUGUUCAUCAUCAUCAUUAUCGUCCAAAUAAUAAUUACGCAUAUAAUUAUUACUUAAAAUAUGUAACAUAAAUAUUCAAACAUAAACUCAAACUGGGAUGUUAAAAUUCAUUCACUGUUUUUGCGCUUGUUCACUCUUCAAUUUACUCACUCACUCACUAUCUCGCUCACUCUCUCUUUUGCUUUUUCUCUUUCUGUAUCAUUUUCUCUUUUGCGAAUUCGUUUCGAUAGAAGAAAAAAAAAAACUCGAAGCUAUUUAUCUAGCCGAAAAUAAGCUUGUGCGAUGAGAAGAGUAUUGAAAACUUAAUUAAUUAAAAAGUUUUCAACUUCUCCACGGACCGUUAAGAAAACUUGAACUUUGCAAGUUUUAGCCGAAAAUGUUUCCUCGGUGAUGGUGCGGUGUUCAAGAAGCGAUGAGAAGGAAUGAGGCUACAUCCAGGAGGGCAAAAUGAGAGAAAUACGAGGCAAGAAAAUGAAAUAGAAUAGAGUUUGACAUCGAGACGAAGAGACAAAAGUCGAAAAACAAAAUAUCCCCAUUAACCACGAAAACAAGUGGGAGAGGCAAACGACAGCAAAAUGUAAGAAUUUCGCAUCGGCAAAAACACAGCCAAAGCAUUCAACAAGAAUUCGAAAUGGAAUUUAUCGUCAUAAAUGUGAAUAGUGAAAAUAUAGUUUUAUUGUACGUUGCAUGAUUACUCUUUAAAUAUGAAAUUCCAAAAUAAAGCAUCUUACAAUAUGUACACAUGCAUAAAUUUCAACGAACGAAAAUGCACAAUAACACAACUACAAUGUAAACACAAAACAAUACUUUGGUAAAAUGGAAUGGAACGAUAGAGUGUUUCGUUAUCAAACAUACUUACGUACAUGCACACAACCACAUAUAUGCAUAAGCACCGUUAAAACCAAAAAGCACUGCCAAUUACUACCGUAAUUUAGCUUUUCGAAAAGCAACAACAACGGACCAUAAACAAAAGACCAGAGAGCUCAUAUAUUGAGCAGACAACGUUGUCCAAAGUUUUCAUUUUGGCAAUUCGACUCUUGGUCGAUGCCGUCAUCACUUCGAAACGGUUUAAAUGAGCUCACACAAUAACCAAAAGUCUAACUUCAAUGAGCCAGAAUGAAUGUGGAUGUGUGUAGGUGCGCGCGCGCGCCCGCAUGUGUGUCCAUGUGUGUAAGUAUACGAAAAUUUGCAUUUAAAUGGUGCAAUAUUGAAAAGCAUGUUUGCAUCUAACCCUUAAACUCAAACUUUGAGAAACUUUUGUGGUUAAUUGUCAAACAAUACCAUUUAUUAAAAAGCCUAAACUUGUUCUUCGUCCUUCGAUAACUUGCAUACACAUGCACACAUGCUUACGUACGUAAAGAUAAAUACACAUACACACACAUAUAUUUAUAUAUAUAUAUUGCAAAUAAUUACUCAAUAAGGGCGGAUCAAGUUGCUAAGAUUCAAAAAGCAAACACAAUUUUGGAAAAUACUUUCGACAAGUAUUAAGUUGCCAAGCUAUCAUACACUUAUAUUUUUCCCAUAUGGUCAACCAAUGCAAAAUGGAGUUUUAUCAUUACGCUGUAUCUAUUUAAAUCGAAUGUAUAUCGCUUAGAACAUUGAUUAAGCAGCAAUGCACAAUAUACAUACAGAAACAUUCACUCAUUCGCAAACACACACUCACACACAUUCGCAAUUUUAUAUGCUAUGCUUAUAGAAACUUUUAAGAAUAAUAACAGCAUUCUCUGUAAUUCAAAUUUCAGAGAGAAUUUUGGAAAAAACAUUCAUUUGUUUUGGAAACUGCAUUAUUUUAACAAAACAUAACAAUAGAUAGCAAAACUGAUGCAAAGGCAUAAAAUGCAGAUCAGAUCUUGUUCUAAUGCUAUUGAAAUAUAUUAUAUGUAAUGCAUUUGAGUUGUUUUUUUCUUUGACGAGAAAACUGAAGCAGAAGAAUGUUUCUUUUUUUCUUCAUUUUUUAUCGAUUGUAGAAAGUGGAUUUUGGUAAAUAUGUUUGGAUGCGCUCAAAAAAAUUAUAGAAAAACAUAUCACAUACAAAAAGCGAUGCGAGAAAAUGAAAAAUUGUUUAUCAUCGAAAGAUGAAAUCUUGUUUUAAAAAGAAUAUGCCAGGCACACGCAAUUUGUUCAUGUGAUCGAAUUGUUGUACAUAAAAUCAUAUCGAUAUUGUUUCGACCCAUAUUUUUAGAUUUGAAAAAAAAAAAAUGUUUGAAAAUGUGUCAUUUUCUCUCUAGCUUGCUUCUACUUCCAUGUCCCCAAAACAAAAGCAUUAAAUAAGUUUUACUCACGUUUUUGAAAUAUCCCUACCGACCGAUUGAUUCAAUAUCAUAUUUCAUACACCAACCGAACGAUCCACAUCAUUACAAAAAGAAAUCCAUAGUUUUUAGAAUUUUUACGAAAAGAAACAUAAAGACCAAGAACAAAACUGUUUUGUAGACACCCGCCACAUUCCGCAUUUCAAACACCACUCAUCCAUACACAAACACACAAACUUUUUGAUAGAAACAAACUCAUAGACAAGUAGAUUAUAUUAAGUAAAACCACAUACAUGUUGACCAUAUUUCAUUUUUCCUUUCUACCCGAUCCCGAUGAAUCGGGAAAGUCAACAACAACAACAAAAAUUGUAUCAACAUGUUCGAAUUGAAAAUACAAAGAAUAAAGCACUAAACUUUGAAAAUAGUUGCGCAAAUGAAAAUAAAUGAAGAGAGAAUAAUGAAUGUGUAGUGAAUAAUCGGCCAUUCAAACAAUGGCAAAAACGCCAUUGAUAAAAUGCAUUUCAACACUCAAUUAAACUAAUGAGAGAAAGUAAAUAAGACGAAAAGUAUACCGGAAGAAAUUAGCACUGCAACCGACGAAUUAUAGUCAAAAUCUAUUAUAAAAUAGUAAAAAUAAAUAAAAAAAAACUAAAAUAUAUGUAUUGUACGAUUAUAAACAAUAAUAAUAUUAUAUUUAGAUAUAUAAGUUAUAUUAUAGAAUUAAAAAAACACCGAAAAAACAUUUGUACAUAUAUACUCUUAAACGUUUCUUGCUCGUAAUAAUUAAUCGCAUAAAACAAAUGAAAUUAUGUAAAAUCGUAUAGCAAUAUUGAUGAAUUUCCUAGUUCGUUUGCGUUCUUUUUUAACUUGUUUUAUUUUUUAACGCAUCCUAUAUAAUAUAUAAAUAUAUACAUAAAAAAAGAAACAGCGAAACUAGCAACAACCGAUUAUAAAAGGAAAAACAAUGAAACACAUUCACUGAUUCAGUGAUUUUUUUUUCUUUCGUUGUUUUUGUUUUUCACUUCAUAGCAAUGAUCAAAUUAGACAUGUAGUUUGUAAAGUUGUUUGUUUUGUGCAGCUAAUUUUAUGUAUUCUCUAAAACCGUUUAGUGUGUAUGAGCCAAGUAAAACAAGAACGAUUGAAAAGAUGAAUAAGAAGAAAGGUGAAUUAAGCGAAAUGAAAAAAAAAAUGAAUUAAGCGCAACAUUUAAAAUCCUAAUCUUUACUGCAACAACACACAAGGUACCUGUGAUAUUAUUUUAGUUUUCCUUUUGAAGCGGCGUAAUACACAACAUACAUUUAUAUUUAAACAAAAAUGAAACACACACACUAAUUUAAAGUGAAAGAAAAACACACACAACAAAAAUAUUAAUUACAAAAUCAUUAUA